Molecule: messenger RNA, 817 nt
Organism: Cydia amplana
Lineage: Eukaryota; Metazoa; Arthropoda; Insecta; Lepidoptera; Tortricidae
Product: juvenile hormone acid O-methyltransferase-like
Exons: 4
Coding region: 36-812 (258 amino acids)
Molecular function (GO): S-adenosylmethionine-dependent methyltransferase activity
Source: RefSeq, a predicted model, not a curated record
GUUAAACACCCCAAACUUCCCUCACUCAAGAAAAAAUGCAUGACUUAAAAGCAUAUCAAAAACUCCACCAAAUGCCAAUUAGAGAUGUAAAGUUCGCGCUACAAGAAAUUCCAUUUAAAUGGAAAGAAACUCACGCACGAAUUAUGGACAUAGGAUGUGGCGAUGGAAGUGUUACUCUGGACGUUUGGAAAAAGUAUAUACCGGAAAACUUCAUGACUAUAGUUGGGAGUGACAAGAGUCAAUACUGUGUAGAUUUUGCAGAAGAGCAUUAUGCGAGUAAACGCGUUCAGUUCAUCAAACUAGACAUUGAAGAAAAGAUACCUGAAGAACUUGUUGAAAGUUUUGACCACGUGGUCUCGUCUUACACAUUUCAUUGGGUGAAUAUGCAAGAGGCUGCAUUUUUAAACGUGUACAACCUUUUGGCGGUAGGCGGUAACUGUCUGUUAAUUUUCCUUGGAUAUUUUAAGCCAUAUGAAAAUUACCGCAAGCUUUCCCGCACAUCAAAAUGGAGCGCGGAUCUUGAAAAUGUUGCUACUAAGUUUAUGUCGCCGUACCAUGACUCACAGGAACCAGAAAACGAAAUAAUUAGAAUGAUGCAACGUGUUGGUUUCCGAGACAUUGAUGUAACAUCGCACCACAAAACCUUUAAUUAUGUUCGUGGUGUUGAUGACUUUAAACUGCUCAUGAAAUGCCUGAACCCCUUCGACAGCUUGAAGGACAGAUGGGAAGAGUUCAUGGAUGACUACAUCAAGUUAGACCCGGAGGCCGGAACCAGCGUCUAUCAGUUAUUGAUUGUUUAUGGUGCCAAGUAAUCAUU